UCUUAGAUCUCUCUCCCUCUCUCUCUAGUCUCCACAUUUCUCUCGACCGGAGUCACAGAAGGAAAAAGGGCCAGCCGGGGAGGAGUGGUUGGACAACGCAUGUUGGUCUCCCUCGACGGCAAGUGCGUGCUCCACGUUCGGCAGCUGCGUUCGACGCCUGCAAGUUCCACGGCAGCAACGGCGGGCGGCGGCGUCCAAGUUGGGAACUCCACAACUAGUUUUCCCCCGCAUGUUCCAGCUCCGCGGAUGUCUUGACGCACGCGCAGAUAUGUUCGCAAUAAACGCUAGAUCCAAGCUCCAUCGUGUUUCUCGGGUAUUUCAGAAAUUCCCGAACUCGAACCCGAAAUGUCGGGUACCCAAAUCGUCAGAAAUUAUUUUUUCAUGAUAAAUUUCGGGUUUGAAUUUUAAAAAUCCGAAUUUUUCAAAACUCGAAAAACCCGACCCGAAAUUUUCGGGUUAGGCCAUCCACUAGGGUUCCACCGCCCCCCGGCUUCUGCAAGGCAAGGCUCCAGAUCCUUCCCACCGCCCGGUCCGAGACGCACCAACGCCACCAUAUCCCUUCCCUUCCGCGACCCCUUCUCGCCGUCGCCGCCGGCUCCGUCCAGAUCCAGAUAUGCCUCGCUAUGAUGAUCGCUAUGGAGGAACGCGCUUGUAUGUUGGCAGAUUGGCCUCCCGUACUCGUUCCCGCGACCUAGAAUAUCUGUUCAGCAGAUAUGGAAGGUUUUUCGGUUUUUACCGGGAGGUCUGUGGUGGAAGGGUGCCCUUGAUGGACUUGGUGACCAUGGUGAAGGGCGCCCUUGGUGUGAUAAUGUUGACUGUUUUAGUCGAAGUUCCAAGUUGGUGAUGCAUUUGAGUACUUGACUCAUGACGGCUUACUCUUUGUGGCAACCCUUUGCGCAGAAUACGAGAAGUGGAGUUGAAGUGCGACUAUGCAUUCAUUGUAUGUGAAUUUUACCUCCCUCAGUUCAAUUCUGGAACAAUUUAUAUAAUGUUAACAUUAACUUCUCGUUUCUUGGGAAAUACAUAUAUUUAUUUAUUUAUUUAUUUAUUUAUUUACAAUGCAUGGCACCUUUCUGUCUUGUUCUGUUUUGCCAAAUUGUCAAACAGGAGUUCAGUGAUCCUCGUGAUGCUGAUGAUGCGCGAUACAACCUAGAUGGCAGGGAUGUUGAUGGGAGUCGCAUUAUUGUUGAGUUUGCUAAAGGCGUUCCACGCGGACCAGGUGGCUCACGUGAAUCCAUGGGAAGAGGCCCUCCCCCGGGAACAGGUCGUUGUUUCAACUGUGGAAUUGAUGGUCACUGGGCGAGAGACUGUAAGGCUGGUGACUGGAAAAAUAAAUGCUACCGAUGUGGAGAAAGGGGACAUAUAGAAAGAAAUUGCCAGAACAGCCCUAGGAGUAUCAGGCGUGAGAGAAGCUACUCACGGUCCCCAUCUCCACGCCAUGGACGGGGCCGCAGUCGGAGCUACAGCAGAAGUCGGAGCCGGAGCCGUAGCUAUAGCCGCUCAAGAUCCCUAUCUGGAUCUCCUAGGGGAGGCCGCCGUGACCGUGGUGAGAGGAGAUCAAGGAGCCUUAGCUACAGCAGGAGCCCCAUGCGAUCUGCCUCCCCUCCUGCAAAGGAGCACAGCCGUACACCUGAUGGAAGCAGGAGCCCAAGGAGUCACAGUCCCCGGGGUCAGGUGAGCCCACCGCCAAAGGAUAACGGUGAGCGCAAUGGCUCAGACCGUGGUGAUAGCCCUGGAGGGAUGGAGAAGGAGAACAGCAGGAGUAGAAGCCGGAGCCCAUCUGAUGGCAACCGCAGCCCUGCGGCCAAUGGGCGUAGCCCAAGUCCUAGGGAUGACCGUAGCCCAAGCCCUACUAGGGGUGACCACAGUCCAAGUCCCAAGGGCAAUGGUAACAAUGAUGAUGAUCAUGAUGAUGACCGGCAGGCUUCACCCACAGGAAGCAAGUCCCCCUGAAAACCUCGCAGCCUAGUUUGUGGUGCUUAGUUACAUAAUGAGCAGACUUUGUGGUAGCAGCUAUAUUAUGAGUUUUAAAGACAUGAUAAGUAUAUUUUGCUCCUUUUUGAAAGGACUUUCUUGUGUAAGGAUUUGUUGCCCACCGGCUGUAGUUUGAGUGUAUCGGAGAUAAUUGAACACUUUAGCCUUGUUGAUAUGCUGCCUGACGAGCGGCCAAUCCUCGUUUCAGCCUGAACCCUCCAGGUUUGGGGAACUGAACAGUUAA
Molecule: messenger RNA, 2218 nt
Organism: Panicum virgatum (switchgrass)
Lineage: Eukaryota; Viridiplantae; Streptophyta; Magnoliopsida; Poales; Poaceae
Product: serine/arginine-rich splicing factor RS2Z33-like
Exons: 6
Coding region: 1063-1953 (296 amino acids)
Biological process (GO): mRNA splicing, via spliceosome
Cellular component (GO): nuclear speck
Molecular function (GO): mRNA binding; zinc ion binding
Source: RefSeq, a predicted model, not a curated record